AUGUCACACUUGGAAGCUAUAGACUCUGAUGUUUUGACAUAUGCCGCUAGCAGUGUCGCCGCUUUAGAGGAGGCCCGAUUUCCACCACGGAGUCAGGCAACAUGGGCACUACUAAAAGAAUGGAAUCUCUGCUCACGAUGUCGCAGGCUACUAUUCAAGCUAGAACCCAGUGGUUAUAUCGAAGAAUUCCCUGACGACAUCCGAGAACGCAGAGAUAAAGGUUGCAGCUUUUGUGGUGUGCUGUGUGAGGCUGCAGUUUGGGCAGGGAUCUGGUCCGAUGUCCAAUCUGAAAACGAAAAUGAAGAAACUGUCGAGUUUGAACUUGUAAGCCGAUCCUCCGUCGAGAUGAUCUCGAUGGCCGACGUCAAGCCCGAACUCGGCUGUGUGAUAUCAAUCGAGGAUGAACCUAUUAUGCAGCCUAUUGAUGCAACCACUCAGUUCAAUCUACCAGGAGAAGGUGUCUCCUUUAUCAGAAACCAGCUCAACAACUGCCUCUCCAAUCCAGCACAUAAUUGCGAGCCCCUGACAUUAGAUGACAAAACACAAUGGCCCGCCCGAGUCUCACAGAUCCGCAAUCAAUCUGUAAUUCUCCUCGACUUCAACACUAAUGUCAUGCCGGGGCAAUUUGCCGCCCUCAGCUACUGCUGGGGCACAGCGGCUGAGUUGCAGUCGAAGCCACCAUACAAGGCAACGAUGUCCACCAUGCAGGUCCUUCGCUCCGGGAUAAAUAUCUCAGACCUACCUAUUACUAUUCAGCAAGCCUUGUGGGUGUGCAAAGAGCUGCAGAUUGAAUACAUGUGGAUUGAUUCGCUCUGCAUCAUUCAAGACUCAUUGCAGGACUGGGAAGUUGAGGCCAAGAAAAUGGCCACUGUGUACUCCAUGUCCAAAGUAACCAUCAUCGCCGCCUCAUCGACUUCUUGUCACAGCGGCUUCUUAGAUGUCGAACGGCGUCAUGGCCAGCUUCGAGCAUCGCUUGAGUGGUCUUUUCAACUAACUGUGGGCCCCGUUUGCACGUCUGGAUUCCAUAAGGACAAAUCGGUGGGCCACCCUCAUGACUCCCUCGAUACCCGUGGGUGGACAUUUCAAGAGGAAGUGCUCUCAUCUAGAUACAUCAAAUUUACAAAGGAUGAUAUCCAGUGGAAGUGCAAUGCGGGAAGCGCGUGCACAUGUGGUCGGCAGCCUAGCCAGGCCUACCGUGGUCUUUGGCAGGUUUCGAAUCCUACAAGUCUUGACGAACGAUCCUGGGAGAGCUUAGUCGAGGAGUUUUCCCACCGGCUCUUCACCAAAGACACAGACAAACUGGUUUCACUGUCCAGUUUGGCAAGGAAAAUGACCCCCAGGUUCCCCACAGUCGACGGAAAGACGCCAUAUGUUGCUGGACUUUGGCGGCGCACUCUCGUGCAACAGUUGAAUUGGUAUGCAGCUAGUGAACUGGGUCGGUACUCUGAGCGCUAUAUCGCCCCAAGUUUCUCCUGGGCCUCACUUAGCUUCUAUAGAAGGGGUGUGGAGUUUCCGCUACCUCUAAAGCACAUUCUUUGCGAGGCCGUAGAUGCAACAACGACACUUGUGUACCAGGAAAAUCAGUUUGGAGCUAUCUCUCGAGGAACCAUAACCCUUUGUGGCCCGCACAUACACUACACUAUUCGCUUUCAGGAGAAAAAACCCGAAAUGUUUACUUGGGAGGAGGUGAAACCAGCACUCGAGGUUGAACACAUAAUACUAGACUGUCCGCUACGCGAACGCCUCGUCAAUGAUAGCCGCGUGACGCUGCAGAGGUCAACGGGCAUGACGCAGCAAGAAGAUGGAGAGUUCUCUGUCAGCGUUCUUAUCUUGGCAAAAUCUGGGCAGCGGCCAUGCGGAACCUUGUACUGCUUGAUUCUCGGAUACGGGGAAAAUGGGGAGUACCAGCGGCUUGGCCGGGUUCUAUUGAGAUACGCGGAUAACAAGACCAAGUUUUCGGCCGAGCAUUUCAAGCCUUUGAGAAAAGAAAUUGUUCUAGUUUAA
This is a messenger RNA of Fusarium vanettenii 77-13-4, 2004 nucleotides long. RefSeq lists its product as uncharacterized. The transcript has 3 exons. Bases 1 to 2004 code for a protein of 667 amino acids. The record is from RefSeq and is a predicted model, not a curated record. Lineage: Eukaryota; Fungi; Ascomycota; Sordariomycetes; Hypocreales; Nectriaceae.